AUGGGGGAGAGUACCUCUACAGACCCCAAACACUUCCCUCAUGGCAAAUCCCCCGGCCGAAAGGCAGGCCGCCCCAAGCCUCUGAAGCGGCGGAGCAUGCACGGCACUGGCAGCGGUGACUCAACUCCACGCAUCCUGACUCCGACCGACAACAAGGCCAAAGAGAAGGAGAUGGCAGCCAGUUUCCUGCAAUACUGCGCCAUGUGUGAGAAACAAAUCAUGACUCCUUGCAACUCGAUCCUCUAUUGCAGCGAAGCCUGCCGUCGCAAAGACUCGGCGAAGCCUCUGUCGGCAUCAUCCAUCGCCUCGCCGCCACGAGCAGCCUCGAUUCCUGCGUCGCCUCAUCCUACUACUCUGCCUGUGCACACGGCCAGUACUUCGCCUCCCGUAUACGAUACGCCUGCUCUUCGGAUACCGGCCGACAUUCAUGAUGCCAAGUCAGAUCUUGACCCGACGGAAUGGAAACCCAAGUUAGAGCGCCGUGGGCAGUCCGAGGCGUUUCGAUAUCUGUCACGAUUCAACCACACCAUGAACGCAUCUGCAUCUGAUACCCCCCCUCGUCAUGAUGUACAACAGCUUGAGCGGCCUGCCACGUGGCGGCACAGAAGCACUAUGAGCAUGAGCAUGAGCACGAGCACCAGCACGACCACCAUGACCACCCCCAGUUUGGGCAACACCCCGACUACGACGGCGUCUAGUUUCGACAGCAUCUACUACGAUUUCAAUCUGCGUCCUCUCCCACCGCGCCAGAACCCAUUGUACUCGACCGGCGCCGGCACCUACAAAGGCAUUGACUUGGUCACGCCUCACAUUCCUCCUCCUCUGGAUGUGGACACUGUCGGUUCGGGUUCUGUGCCAACUGUCGCCCUGGACAAUGACUUCUGGGGCAAGAAGGCUGUCGUUCCCGGCUCCACCCCACAGGGCAAUGGCCUCAGAGCGCUCUUCGGGAAGGACAACUAG
Molecule: messenger RNA, 960 nt
Organism: Capronia epimyces CBS 606.96
Lineage: Eukaryota; Fungi; Ascomycota; Eurotiomycetes; Chaetothyriales; Herpotrichiellaceae
Exons: 3
Coding region: 1-960 (319 amino acids)
Source: RefSeq, a predicted model, not a curated record